UUUAUUCUGUUGACUAUGGUUUUCAUGACGUCACAACAGGAAAAAUGUAAUCGGUAGCAUUCUAUUCUAUUGAAAAUAAAGGAAUGGAGAUAAUUAUUUUAUUUUGACAUGAAUUUGACUCUGAUACAAAUUGUUGUUGCAGUUUUACGAAGGCAUAUUUUACAGUGUUUUUGUGUGCAGUGAAUAGUUGUCCCUGCGUCAUGAAUCUCGCCUCCGAAGAAUUACCUAAGUUCGGAAUGGGGCAGGACCCGGUGCUGGAGGAGCUCCGGGACUCGGUGCGGCCUGCCGAGGAGGACCCGGGGGAGCUGGAGCGGGCCACUUCGCGCCUGCACGCGGGCUUCCUGUUUGCGGCCGAGGGCCUGCCCGCGCUGCAGCAGAUCUGCAAGUUCGUGCUCGGCGGGGACCGCCUGUCGGGCGGCUGGAGGGAGUUCGCAGCGCUCCUGGGCGUCGACCCCGUCGCCGUUCAGUGCCUGUGGAACUCGAAUGAUCUGCUGCACGUGUGCGAGCGGAUCCUGGCGGCGUUCGCCCACAGGGAGGACGCCUCGCUGGACAAGGUCGUCUCCGCCCUCCACAAGAUGAAGAGGCUGGACGCCAUCUGCCAGAGCAAGCCGCACCUGCUGGAGCUGGUGGAUGCUGUACUAGGGAAAGAGAAGGCUCGUGGCCACCCAGUGACAGGGAACUACCAGAGGAGCCUGAUAACUCCGGAGUACCUGCCGCCCGUGCCCAUGAUACUCUGCGACAUUCCUCCCGUGGCCAAGAAGGAAGAGACGGAGCCUCUUGGGCCAGUGUUGGAAAACUUGGAGCGCCAGCGCGAACCUUGCGAGAGAGAUCCACCCAGAAUCACUUCUCAACCACAAAAUGAACAGGAGGUAACGGAAUACGCGUACGUGGUGAUGCUGACGUUUGCAAACGACGGAGUGGCCGCGGCCAGGCGUGUCGCGAGCGUGUUCAGGCAGACACGCGCGGCCGACGGCAGGAGAGUGGGCGUGGUGAUCCUGCAGGAGCACAGCGUCCUCGUCAGCUCUUUCGGCAACCAGUACGUGCUGGGCCUCUUCAACGACGUGGACUACGUGGUGCCGAUACUGACGCAGGGCUACGUGGACUCGGUGCUGGAGCGGGGCAGCCGUGCGCCGGACGCUGACUUCUCGUGCCUGGACCAGCAGUACGCGCGGUACGUGUUCCUGCAGAUGCAGGCGGAGUACGCGAAGCACUGCAUCAACGACCGGGUGCGCCCCGUCAUCGCGGACGGCUUCGUGCGCCAGGCGCAGCGCGAGUUCGUGAUGCGCGAUGCGCUGUUCCAGGCGUGGUGGGCCGAGAGCAGCGCGGCCGAGCUGGCCCGGUGCCUCCUGUGCGAGGACUGACGCACUCCGUCCGUGCUGGAGGAUCGUGCGUCUCGUGCCGAAAUUGUUCUCAUGAACGGAAAGACAAAAUUCACAAAAAUAAAAAAAUCUCUGAAGUGUAAGAUAUUUAACCCAUUUGCAUCUACAAGCGUACUAGUACGCAGCUGUUUUUCUGGCAUAUAACACCAUAAGCGUACUGGUAUGCAGAAUGGCCAAUCUGCCCGAAAAACUUGAAAAAAUCCCUUUAGAAUGAAAAUAACCCCUCAACAGUAGCUAGUAUUGUUAUAACAAAGGUAUAUUAUCGUGAAACUUAAAACUAUUUUUAAAAUUUUAUUUAAAGAAUAAAAAUAUAAUGAAAAUAAAAAAUAACUUUAAUAAUAGUAAUAUAUAAAAAAGUUUAUGGAUUCCAUGGUAUGUCUAACAUUAAAGUGAGUGGAUGCAAAUGGGUUAAUGCUGCACUCUUACGGUUCAGCACAUUUUAAAAUCCAGCGCCAGUCGAGUCGCUUCGAAUUCGGAUUUUUUCCCUGUAGAUUGUGGUAGUUGACUUUAGCCGCCAGGACGUAUUACUUUGUGUUUUUAGUUCCCUCAGAGUUUAUCAAUUCUUCAUUUUUAAUUUAAUUACAGCAAAGCUGGUUACAUUUCCCAAUUGGUUUUAGAAGAAGAGUUCUGAAUCAUGGAACGCACUGUGAUACGAGACUUUUUCAAACAGUAAUGCUCAGCUUUUUUUUUUCUUGCUACAUAUAAGGAUAUUCAUAAAGUUAGCUCGGUUUGUUCAUUGAAAAAAGUAAACUUGCAACGAAAAGUUUUUAUUGACAGUUAUAGUUUACUACAGACCUACUUUACAUUUUCAAAUAAUCACCAUUCAGUUCCAAGCUCUUUUCACAUUGCUGCACCAGUUUCUUUAACCCCUCUGCUUAAAGGUUUGCCGCCUGGAAAUUAAACCAGUUCACAAUCAUAGUUAUGAAAUUUUUGCAGCAAUUUUUGGCCAACGUUUCAUUAAAUCAACCAAAAUUAUGAUGCCCUUUUUGCCCCAAAAACUGUAACCAUCAUUUUUCGACUUGAAUUAGAGAUUGCUUAAACAUUUUCUUGAGAUGUUCACUGAGCCCCUGUUUUUGGGCCACACACAUUUCGCAAUCAAAGUUCAUGAUGCCUAUGGCCAAAGCAUCUGUUCCAUCCCCAGGUGGCAAACCUCUAUGCAGAAUGGUUAAAGAAAUGUGCAGCAUUACGAAAGUGUAGGGAAAUGAAUGGCGAAUAUGUGAAAAUGUGAAGUAGACCAUGCAGUAAACUAAAACUGUCAAUAAAACAUUUUCUCAAGAGUUAAUUUUUUUUAAUGACCAAAUUAAGCUUGCUUUACGAAUAGCCCUCGUAGUAAAGAGUAACUAAAAACAAGUUUUUUGAAUACCAUUGUAAUAUUAUGUUGAUUUUUUUUUGGUAUUCCAUUUAUUAAAACUAUAUUGACGUUCAUGAUUCUGCAAAGUAACUAAUCUGACAUGUCAGUGGUGCAGAAAGUGCCAGAUCAAAGACCUUACAUUUAAAAGUUUGUUCUAGUGUUCUUGAUGUUAAAAAUAAAAAAAAUGCAGCAAACAAUUUUUACUACUCCUACCAACUUUAAAAUAUAAAUAUGUGUUUUUAAUUUGGUUUAGUAUUUAAAAGAAAAGAUAAAAUGCUGUGUACUAGUUUUAAUGACUUGCAAAGUAAAAACAAAAGUUGCAAACUUUUUUUGUUUUAUUUAAUUUUAUCCAUAGUACUGUAAUAGCUGAUGAUUUGUAAAUCAUUAAUCACUUAAAUUCGCCACUAUUAUUGGUCAACUCAGAAUUUGAAUUAGAUUUAUUCUGUGUUUAGAAACAGGUAUGACUAAUAGUGUAAUACGUAAGUGAAUUGUAUGUUUAUGGUUUGAGUUAUUCCCACAUGUGUUAAUACAGUUGAACCUUGUUUUUACAUUUUAAAAAAAUCUUAGUUGUUUUAUUCUUCAUCAUUUAUAUUUUGUCACCUGAUUUUCUUAAUGUAUUUCUUUACCCGUGCAUGUUUCAUAGUAAAGCCCACCCCACACGAUGCCCAUUUUCUGCUAUAACUUCUGUUAUACCCAUGGGUAUAAAAAUUUUCAUAAAAAUUUGUAUAGCAGAACCGCAGAAAGAUUUCUUAACUCCAUACACACGAUACCUAGAAUGCUAACAGAAAACCAGCCAACGCAGUUGCCGACCAAAGCAAACAUAUCAGGGGAGGAUAAACCUGUCGUAGUCAACUUAUCAAAAUUCUGAAGAAAAAAAGUGAAAGUUACGCCUGUUUGUGUUAAAAAUUAUGUAACUUGCGGAAAUAUUAUUUGAUAUUUUAUCUUAUAUUUUUCAUUUGCAAAUAACUAACAAAAUUGGUUUAGUAUUUAAAAACAAAUUAAGAGCAAUUUUGGAAUUAUGUACAAAUAUAUUUUUAAGUUGUAGGUUAAUUUCAAAAUCUAAAAAUAUAUAAAUUUAAAUGAUACAAGGGACAUUGGGUUUACUAAAUGUAGUUUAUGUACGGUUUAAAUUCUAAUAUUAAUUUAAUUAUACAGUUAAUCAAGCUAAUUUCAUUGUAAUAGUAAAAAAAAUGCUACCGAUUCAUAUAUGUUAUACAGUGAAACCUCAUUAAUACAAACCUGAAGGGGAGUAAAAUAUUUCAGUUUGUAAUAACGAGGUUCAUAUUAAUGAGGUUCUUGAGCCAAUAGGUAGAAUAAGAACUCGAUAAGAAAUAUUGAAUUCCUACAUGUCAGAGCACUAAAAAUGUGGAAUAUUAUUUUUGUAAUAGAAGCCAGAUAUUGACAUGCACACUAACAAAAUACACUUAAAAGCAAUUUUAAUAGUUUUAAUAAAAUAUACUAUAACAGACUGAUAAUUAGUAUACAUAUACGUAUGUAUGUAUUCUUAUUUAAUUUGCUUCCAAAGUUUUGACAAAAAUGAUUAACAUUUACCGUACAGUUAAUUGCUGUUAGUGUAUAGCAAUUCUUAUGCAAAGUAUGCAAGAUAUAUUUACAUAGGUUUAAAAAAAUCAUUAAUUUUUUUCUGGACACACUUAUCUCUGUAAAUAUCAUUUACAGCAGAACAUAUCUUCUCAAAUCCUGCAAUCAAGUCAAUUGGCACAUCACUUGCAGCAAGUACAUUUUCCAGUGUACGCAAAGCACUGAUUGUGUCACUUUUGCUUGGAAGUUUAUGCACUACCUCACCAUUGUCGUCAUCACCAUCAUUAUCCUGACUUGUACCACCCUCACAAAGUGACUGUACAGCGUCAGCCCUUGGUGUUUCCUGUAAUCCUCGUGAACCAACAAGAUCUUCUGCAGUUAAUCUUGCACUGGUGUACACACUGUCAUCAAUAUGAACAAACUCAUUGAAGUCAUUAUCAACUUGCACAUGUUCUUUUAACUCUUGCCAAUCCUCUAAAGGUUGAUCACAGUCAGGUUCUUCAACAGUUUGCUGGCCAAAACCACUUUUUGCAAAGCAAUGCACAAUUGUCUUUUGGCUGAUGCUGUCCCACGACAUGGCUAUACUGCGGAUAGCAUCCAAAACUGACCAUCUAGGAAGCUCAGUCUUUCCUUUUUCACACUGCCUGAUAAGGUAUUUCACCAAGCGCUGUCUGUAGUUUCUUGUGAAGCACUGUAUUAUACCUUGGUCGAGUGGUUGUGUCACACUUGUAUUUGGUAGCAAGAAGAGUAAGGUAAUGUUUUCCAACUUCAUACCAUGAGCAGUAUGUGCAGCACAGUUGUCCAACAAUAACAAAAUUUUGCGAUUUAGAGUCGCCAUUUUCCUGUCCAAUUUUAACAACCACAACUGGAAAAUUUUUGUGGUGACCCAAGCCUUACUGUUUGCCUCGUAAUCUACUGGCAGGUUUUUUGCUGCAACAUCUUUGAAACAUCUUGGCUUGGCAGACUUGCCAAUAACCAAGGGUCGAAGUUUAGUACUGCCAUCUUGAUUACAACAUAGUAAAACUGUAAGACGAACUUUACUGUGUUUACCGCCAUGGCAGUUUUCACCUUUUACGGUUAGAGUUUUAUUGGGCAACAGAUUGUAAAAAAGCCCUGUUUCAUCCAUAUUAAACACAUCUUGUGGUGCAAAUUUACUUACGAUGGUCUGUACUGACUGAAGCCAGUCACUCGUUGCUGUUUGGUCGACAGCUGCAGAUUCGCCACAAAUGGUUUUUGUGGCCAAAUUAUGCCUAUCUUUGAAGCGUUGAAGCCAUCCGUUGCUGCAAUGGAAAUCAUCAAUUCUGAGUUGAAGUGCCAGCUGAUUAGCCUUUUCUUGGAUAAUAGGCCCGGAAAUUGGAACUCUGGCGGCGCGCAUCUGAUGAAACCACUCCAGCAGUUUGGCCUCUAAUUCGGAAUGUUUACCGACGCGCAUCCUUUUCUUAGUUUGAUUACUACCUUUACUGACCGCUUCUUCUAUUUUAUCUGCUUGCUUUAGAAUUGUACUUAAGGUUGAUUUUGAUAUACCAAACUCUUCAGAAAGUUCUGUUUUCGUUUUUUCACCCUGACGAACUGAAUUUAUUAUCUUAAUUUUCGUCUUCAAUGCAAUUUCCUUGCGUUUACGUUUUGCCUCCAUUUUUAUGUGUGUACGUACAAAUUCUAAAGUUUAAUAAAAUUCUCACGAGAUAAUUCACUUAAACUUUCAUUACAACGUACACAAAUAUUAAACACGUUAGGCGUAAUAUAUAUUUUGAUUUUAUUGGUCCGGCACAGAUUCAUGUAUACAAAGGAAGUACAAAAUCGAACGUAAAUACAAUCCCACGUGAAGUUCGAUAUAUCGAAUAUUGUACAAACGCGAGUGAUUUCUGAACAUAUCGAACACACGAACGAGUGAUUUUGAAAACAUAAGAGUUAAAAACACACUUCGGACACUCAGGCGGGGCCGUUUCUUUGUGGUAAUCUUUGGUUCGUAUUAAACGGUAAACAUGACUGUUUGUUUAUACGGAAGGGAAUUGUUAUUGUUCGCUAUACAUAAUAACGAGAAUUUCGUAUUAACCAAACAAAUCUUCAUUGUGUUUAAUGGGCAUAUUUCACGGGGAAAUAGUAAUAGGUAAUAUUAACGAGUCGUUCGUAAUAAGCGGGAUAAUAUUAACGAGGUUUCACUGUAUAUAAGAUUUAUUGAUUACUUAUAUAUUUAACUACAUAAUUAGAGGAAUUGUAACUAAUAUUUUUUGUAACCCAGUGAGACAAAUAAACACGCACAUACCGCGUAAUAAAUUUAAAUCUUAGGUGAAGAAAAAACAUUUUGCAUGUUUUUUUUUACCCUCACAGGUGUGUCGCUAUGAAGUAUCAGUUUAUUCAUUAUUAAUUUAUGGACACUCGUUUCUUAAUAAACGUUGGCGUUUUAAUUAUAAAAUUAACUUUUGGUUUAAAUUACUUGUGAACAUGUGAUUUUACUUUACUUUUUUAAAAGUAAAAAGAAUAAAAUCAAUGGACUGAGACACCUAAAUGUAGUUAAUAAUAUUAUAUCAUAAAUUAAUUCUAAUAAUUUUUAUUUGCAGAAAGCACAGUAUGUACAAUUUAAUUAUUUGUUAUUUAAAAAAAUCUAAAAAAAAAUUGGACUAAUGAGGAUUCGAACCACAUUCAAAAUCACCCUUCUACCGCUGCCAUCGUGCCCUUCGCCACUACGCUACCGCAACUUCUACGAAUGUGAUAGGAGAUAAUGGCUAAUAUAUGCAAAGUAUUUUCAUAAAGUAUUUUAAAAUUUCCGAUUACUUCUUUCUGUGGCAAUUUCAGCUUAACAAAUAUAUUCCAUAGUAGUUUUACUAUUAUAAAGUUUCAUUUGGCAUACCAUUACAUUUGUUACGUCCCUUAAUGUUGACAAUACAGACUAUAUACGGGGUUAUAUUGCAACACGUGGGUCCGCCAUCUUGACGGCUCCAGCUCGUGGGUAUAGCAGAAAAAUAGAACACGUUCUAUUACGGUUUUGGCUAAGACUUCGGUUAUGAAAACUUUUAUACCCAGAGCCAGAUCCCUUGGAAGGGUGCUGAAAUGUUACCCACACGGGAGCAGGCGCGCUAGCAUAAAAAUUACAUGAAAACUGCUAAGGAAAUGGGUGUCGUGUGGGGCAGGCUUAAGGAAGAAUGCUAUCAGUGUAAAUUUUUGAGGUUAGCAUAAAUAAAAGCAUUUUAACACAUACGCCUUUUUGUAUAUAAAUAUUUUUAUUGUUCUGUGUUGUGAAGUUUUAUUUAAUAUUUUAUCCUUGUUAAGUAAAGCUGUUGUGAUUAUAAAAUAAUAGUUUUAGUUUACGUUUUACGCUAGUACCUCAUCUAAUAUAUUUUUUUACAUUCUAUGAUAUAUAGGAAGUUGAGGAUGAAACUUUUAUACAAGUUUAUGAUUGUGUUGUACAAGACUUAAAUGAGUGCCUUUAAAAAACUUAAUCCAUUAAUAUAUGUACAUGUAUAUUCAUAAUGUGAUUGUAAAAUAAAUUCCAAGCUUUAAUAAACUUUGUUUCAA
This is a messenger RNA of Bacillus rossius redtenbacheri, 7782 nucleotides long. RefSeq lists its product as uncharacterized. Gene Ontology annotation, molecular function: protein binding. The coding region runs from base 201 to 1361 and encodes 386 amino acids. NCBI's taxonomy places the organism in Eukaryota, Metazoa, Arthropoda, Insecta, Phasmatodea, Bacillidae. The transcript is spliced from 8 exons. Gene Ontology annotation, biological process: signal transduction. The record is from RefSeq and is a predicted model, not a curated record.